Messenger RNA from Nematocida major, 339 nucleotides. RefSeq lists its product as uncharacterized. The coding region runs from base 1 to 339 and encodes 112 amino acids. The record is from RefSeq and is a predicted model, not a curated record. The transcript has a single exon. Lineage: Eukaryota; Fungi; Microsporidia.
AUGUCCAACUCCGAAAGAAAUGCCACUGUUGUGGAAGACAGAAUUGUUGGAGAUGCCUUAUUUGACAUGCAGAACCCCAUUAUAUUAGUAAUUGUUAUAUGUGCUUUAUUGUCCUUCGUGUGUUUUAUUAUGUACAUCUGCAUAAGAAACCGCCACAGAAAAAACAAGUCCAAACAAAAUAAUGAAAACAGCGACAAUGACUCCUUAAGAACAAUCCAAUUUCUAACCCGAAUAGCUGCCCGAGACGAGGGGAGAGAAUCCGUAGAAAUGAUGGAGAUGAAAGGACUUCUCAAGUACCCCAACCUCCACCCUUAUAUGCCAGAGCCAGAGAACAGAUAG